Molecule: messenger RNA, 1077 nt
Organism: Pyricularia pennisetigena
Lineage: Eukaryota; Fungi; Ascomycota; Sordariomycetes; Magnaporthales; Pyriculariaceae
Exons: 4
Coding region: 1-1077 (358 amino acids)
Cellular component (GO): cytoplasm
Molecular function (GO): glutamine synthetase activity
Source: RefSeq, a predicted model, not a curated record
AUGGCGACAGCAAACGUCACAUACGUCGAGAACCUUCAGAAGUACUUGAAGCUCGACCAGAGGGGAGCAGUCAUCGCAGAGUACGUCUGGAUCGACAGCGAGGGCGGUGUCAGGUCAAAGUCGAGGACAUUAGAAUCAAAGAAGGACGGUUUCAAGCCCGAAGAUCUCCCCACAUGGAACUUUGAUGGUUCAUCGACCGGCCAGGCCCCCGGCGACAACUCCGAUGUCUACCUGAAGCCCGUUGCCGUUUUCCCCGACCCCUUCCGCGGAGGCGAGAACAUCCUCGUCCUCUCAGAAUGCAUCAACGCCGAUGGCACCCCCAACAAGUUCAACCACCGCCACGAGUGCGCAAAGUUGAUGGAGAAGCACGCCGAGCACCAGCCCUGGUUCGGUCUGGAGCAGGAGUACACUCUUCUCGACCUUAACGACCGCCCCUUCGGCUGGCCCCAGAACGGCUUCCCCGCCCCGCAAGGCCCAUACUACUGCGGUGUCGGUGCCGGCAAGGUCGUCCAGCGUGAUAUCGUUGAGGCCCACUACAAGAGCUGUCUGUACGCCGGCGUCAAGAUCUCGGGUACCAACGCCGAGGUUAUGCCCGCCCAGUGGGAGUUCCAGGUCGGCCCCUGCACCGGCAUCGAGAUGGGUGACCACCUCUGGAUCGCCCGCUUCCUCCUGCACCGCGUUGCCGAGGAGUUUGGCGCCAAGGUUUCCUUCGACCCCAAGCCCAUCCCCGGCGACUGGAACGGUGCCGGUCUUCACUCCAACUUCAGCACAAAGGAGAUGCGUGUCGAGGGUGGUAUGAAGCACAUCGAGGCCGCCAUCAAGAAGCUUGAGGGCCGCCACCAGGAGCACAUUGCCGUCUACGGUGAGGGUAACGAGAAGAGGUUGACCGGCAGGCACGAGACCGGUGCCAUCGACACCUUCAGCUACGGUGUCGCCAACCGUGGUGCGUCGAUCCGUAUUCCCAGGGAAUGCGCCGCCAAGGGCUACGGCUACUUCGAGGACCGUCGCCCAGCAUCCAACGCCGACCCUUACCAGAUCACUGGUAUCAUCAUGGAGACCUGCUUCGGCGAGGCAUAG